Molecule: messenger RNA, 1060 nt
Organism: Telopea speciosissima
Lineage: Eukaryota; Viridiplantae; Streptophyta; Magnoliopsida; Proteales; Proteaceae
Product: probable polyamine transporter At3g13620
Exons: 3
Coding region: 1-1050 (349 amino acids)
Biological process (GO): transmembrane transport
Cellular component (GO): membrane
Molecular function (GO): transmembrane transporter activity
Source: RefSeq, a predicted model, not a curated record
AUGGAGCUGAGGGGGGCUUCUAUCCAAAGGGAAGAAGGGAGCAGGGUGGGGGCGGAGUUGAUGGAAGAGGAAGAAGAACAAGAAGAAGAAGUUCGUUUUGGCAGAACGCAAAAACGAAAACGAUUUGUAAAACACAUUUCUGUUCCUUUUUCAUUCCCACAAGAGACAAGAACACCAAAAAUGUUUCCGAGGAAUGUUACCAGACUGGAUGUUGUAAACACACUCAGAGAGUACAAGGCCACGUUCUGGAACUUGAAUUAUUGGGACAACGUGAGUACUUUGGGAGGGGAAGUUGACCAACCCCAAAAAACCUUCCCAAAAGCACUUCUUUCAGCUGGAAUUCUUACUUGUUUGGCCUAUGUGAUCUCUCUUAUGUCCACAACUGGGUCACUUGAAUUGAAUCAAGAGAGAUGGGAUGAUGGGUUCUUAGCAGAAGCUGCCGGCAUGAUAGCAGGUGAGUGGCUAAAAAUCUGGAUCGAAAUUGGUGUUGUAGUGUCUGCAAUUGGAGUCUUUGAAGCCCAAUUGAGCACUGGUUCGUUUCAGCUUCUGGGUAUGGCUGAGACAGGAUUCUUGCCAAGAUGCUUCUUAUGGAGAUCCAAAUGGUUUGAUACACCAUGGGUUGGGAUCUUAGUAUCAACCCUCAUCACAUAUGGAGUUUCUUUUAUGGGAUUCACCAAUAUAAUAUCAGUGGCGAAUUUCUUGUAUGGUUUAGGUAUGUUAUUAGAGUUCUCUUCUUUUAUAUGGCUUAGAUGGAAGUAUCCUUUGUUGAAGAGACCAUUUCAGGUACCAAUGGGAAUGAUAGGUUCAAUUGUGAUGUGUUUGGUUUCAACUGGGAUUUUGAUUUAUGCAAUGGCGAUUGUGAAUGAAGUGGUCUAUGUAGUGAGUGCUUCAAUGACACUUGUUGGGGUUGUUGGGUAUUUCUUCAUGAGCUUUUGCAAAUCUAAGAGGUGGCUUGAGUUCAACAAUGUUGAAGAUGAAGAUGAGCAGAUUGGAAAAGCUAGUUUGUUGCCUCAGUCAAGGCCCAAUCAUACUAAUCUGAGAAAUUGGUAACCCAAAUACU